UACAGCACUUUUGUUUACCCUGCGACUCUACCGUCAGCCAUGGGAAAAGAGAAGACUCACGUUAACGUGGUGAUCAUUGGCCAUGUUGACAGCGGCAAGUCCACCACCACUGGACACCUGGUCUACAAGUGUGGAGGAAUUGAUCAAAGGAGACUGGAGAAAUUUGAGAAGGCUGCAAAUGAAAUGGGGAAGAGUUCCUUUAAAUUUGCCUGGGUGCUGGACAAGCUGAAAGCUGAGCGGGAGCGAGGCAUUACUAUUGACAUCACGCUGCUGAAAUUCAACACCCAGAAAUACACCAUGACUGUGAUUGAUGCUCCGGGCCACCGUGACUUCAUAAAAAACAUGAUAACUGGGACAUCACAGGCUGAUGUUGCCCUCUUGGUGGUUUCUGCAGCCAAAGGGGAGUAUGAGGCCGGCGUAUCUAGAAGCGGUCAGACCAGAGAGCACGCUUUACUGGCUUACACCCUAGGUGUGAAGCAAAUCAUAGUCUGUGUGAACAAGAUGGACCUGACUGAACCUCCUUACAGCCAGAGCCGCUUCGAGGAAGUGGUGCGAGGGGUGAGCAGCUUCCUCAAGAAGAUCGGCUACGACACAACGGCUGUGCCUUUUGUUCCAAUUUCAGGCUGGACUGGGGAGAACAUGAUCUCAGCAACGCAAAAGAUGCCAUGGUUCCAAGGCUGGAAAGUGAGACGAAGGGAAGGGAAUAAAAGUGGGAGAACGCUGCUCGAGGUCCUGGACUCCAUUCAACCACCCGUGCGCACAAUCAACAAACCACUACGAUUACCUCUGCAGGAUGUCUACAAAAUUGGAGGAGUUGGGACAGUGCCAGUGGGUAAAAUUGAAACUGGUGUCCUGAAGCCUGGCAUGACCCUGAUGUUCUCCCCUGCCAAGCUCACUGCAGAGGUCAAAUCCAUUGAGAUGCACCACCAGGGGCUGGAGACUGCUCUUCCAGGCCACAAUGUGGGCUUCAACAUUAAGAAUGUGUCCGUCAAGAACCUGCGGCGCGGAGACGUGGCAGGCAACGCUCAGCAGGAUCCACCCUCCGAUGUCAGAAGCUUUGAAGCUCAGGUGAUAAUCCUGAACCAUCCAGGGAAGAUCAAAGCGGGCUAUUCUCCAGUCCUGGACUGCCACACAGCCCACAUCACCUGCCGCUUUGCUGAGCUGAAGGAGAAACUUGACCGCCGUACAGGCAAGCACCUGGAGGACCACCCGCAGAUCCUCAUGUCUGGAGAUGCUGCCACAGUCAAACUGGUUCCCAUCAAGCCCAUGUGUGUGGAGAGCUUCUUCACAUACCCUCCUUUAGGUCGCUUUGCAGCAAGAGACCUGAAGCAGACGGUUGCUGUAGGAGUCAUCAAAUCCGUGGAGAAGAACCACAGCUCAAAAUCUCUGAAAGCUCAAGUCUGUAAAUAAGUUUGGUUUACCAGAGUUCUGGUAACAAUGCUUCUUGGCAAGAGUUUUAUUUAGUGAAAUGGAUUUGUGUUGUGACACAAAGUAC
Messenger RNA from Archocentrus centrarchus (flier cichlid), 1495 nucleotides. It is a transcript of the gene eef1a1l3, whose product is annotated as eukaryotic translation elongation factor 1 alpha 1, like 3. NCBI's taxonomy places the organism in Eukaryota, Metazoa, Chordata, Actinopteri, Cichliformes, Cichlidae. Gene Ontology annotation, molecular function: GTP binding; GTPase activity; translation elongation factor activity. Bases 40 to 1410 code for a protein of 456 amino acids. Gene Ontology annotation, biological process: translational elongation. The record is from RefSeq and is a predicted model, not a curated record. The transcript is spliced from 7 exons.